AUGAAGCUCCUGAUUUUUGCACUGGUGGCUGCCGCAUCCGCUGCCCCACAGGGAUACAACCUACCAACGCCCUCCGGCCCAUCCUUUAACGCCGGCGGUUGUGGCGGUGGACAAGUGCAACACGUGGAUGGCAGCUGCGUCACACCUCAAGUGAACAGUCGUGUGUUCUUGUAUGACGUGCCGCCAAAUCAGGCAUCUUCCAGUCGGCCAGCGUACGUUCCCAAACCUAAACUGGAACGGAAUAUUGUUUUCGUGAGACUUCCUGAUGGUGCUCAAGGACCAGAACCCAUCGUGGUUCCUCCUCCCAGGCAGCAACACGUCUUAUUCGUCCUUAACAAGCAGUCGGAACAAGGUCAACAGGUGAUCGAGGUGCCAGCGCCACCGCCUUCGGAUCCCGAAGUAUUCUUUGUGAACUACGCUGAAGGAGAGAACCCAACUCUUCCUGGUGGAGUAGACCUCCAAACGGCGCUUGGUGCUGCCUCUCAAGGUGGCGGUCAAGUUGUGGGAGGUGGUGGUGGUAUCGGAGGCGGAAUCGGAGGUGGAAUCGGAGGAGGUAAUGGAGGAGGUAUUGGUGGUGGUAUUGGAGGCGGAAUCGGAGGUGGCAUUGGAGGCGGAAUCGGAGGUGGUAUUGGAGGCGGAAUUGGAGAGGCGGAAUCGGAGGUGGUAUUGGAGGCGGAAUCGGAGGUGGCAUCGGUGGUGGUAUUGGAGGUGGAAGUGGCAUCGGCGGUGGAAGCUAUAGUCCUCCUGCGCCUUCCACACUUUACAGUGGACCAUAAAGGAUACACUAAAUGA
Messenger RNA from Penaeus vannamei (Pacific white shrimp), 792 nucleotides. RefSeq names its product aspartate, glycine, lysine and serine-rich protein-like. Lineage: Eukaryota; Metazoa; Arthropoda; Malacostraca; Decapoda; Penaeidae. The record is from RefSeq and is a predicted model, not a curated record.